AUGGUGACAUUAGUGGUAGGUGCCGAGUGCUAUGACAUAAUGGCCAUGGUGGGGAAGGGGACAUUUGGACAGGUGAUCCAGGGGCAGUGCAGGAGCACUGGGGACAUGGUGGCUAUCAAGAUCCUGAAGAACCGUGAUCACAGUGGCCAGAUAGUGAAGAACGAGCUGAGGCUGCUGCAGGCCUUGCGGGAGGGGAACACCAAGGACUCUCACAUCGUCCAUUUCCUCGAGUCCUUCAGCGACACGGUCUGGACCUACCUGGUCUUCGAGCUGCUGCAGCAAAACCUCUUUGACUUCCAAAAGCAGAACAACUUCUCACCGCUGCCGGUGCGGCACAUCCGCACCAUCACAGCGCAGGUGCUGGUGGCGCUGGUCAAGCUGAAGGAACUCUCCAUCGUCCACGCUGACCUGAAGCCAGAGAACAUCAUGCUGGUGGACCACGCCCGCUACCCCUUCCGCAUCAAGCUGGUCGACUUCGGCUCGGCCAUCCUCCUCCCCGAGGCCUGCCACGUGCAGGAGCCCUACAUCCAAACCCGCUUCUACCGGGCCCCGGAGAUCUUGCUAGGGCUGCCCUUCUGUGAGAAGGUGGACAUCUGGUCUUUGGGCUGUGUGAUGGCCGAGCUGCACCUGGGCUGGCCGCUGUACCCCGGCAAUGACGAAUACGACCAGGUGUGCUACAUCUGCUCCACCCUGGGGCUGCCCCGGGGCGAGCUGCUCUGUGCUGCCCAGAAGACAAGGUCCUUCUUCCAGUAUGUGCCGUGUUCUGCUGGCACCUGGCAGCUCAAACCACCAAGGAAGGUGACGGCAAAGCCAAUGGAGAGGAGGGAGCACAUCUUCUCCUCGCUGGAUCAGCUGGCGGUGGUGAAUGUCUGCCCGGUGCCUGACCCUGGCCAGGAGGAGCUGGCCGAGCGCUGUGAUCUGUACAGGAUGGUGGAGCUGGUCAAGAGGAUGCUCACUUGGGACUCUCACGAGCGAAUCACACCCAGCGCUGCCCUUCAUCAUCCCUUCAUCUCCAUGCAGGAGAUGAAGGCCAGCUUUGAGGCCACCCGGUACUACCAGCUCAGCCAGGAAGACCUGAGGGCAUCCUGUGAGGAUUCCAGCACAGCCGAGAUCUUCUCCAGCACAGGUGCCUUCAUCCCUGCCAGCCAGAGAGGCAUCCAGAAGGCCACUGCCCAGAUGGAUGGGCUCAGCCUGGCUAAGCCAGCUGGGGACACUGGUGACAAACAUCAGCAGGACAUCUGCCAAGCGCCCAGCCCCACCUGCUGUGGAAGCCAGUACUGUCAGCAUAACUGGUGUCCCCAGAUGGAGCCCACCGAUGGCCACUUGUCUGUGCUGGGGUCUCCCAGCAAAAUGAGACAGUACAACCACUGCAGUGGCAGCCCAGUCGUUGGUGGCAUCAUAGAACAGCACCUGCCUGCAAGAUGCUCCAGCUCAUCCUGUGCCAAGAGCCUGUGGCACUCCCAGCGCCACUGA
Prinia subflava (tawny-flanked prinia) is the source of this 1473-nucleotide messenger RNA. RefSeq names its product homeodomain interacting protein kinase 4 (gene HIPK4). Gene Ontology annotation, cellular component: cytoplasm; nucleus. Gene Ontology annotation, molecular function: ATP binding; protein tyrosine kinase activity; protein serine/threonine kinase activity. The record is from RefSeq and is a predicted model, not a curated record. Gene Ontology annotation, biological process: peptidyl-threonine phosphorylation; peptidyl-serine phosphorylation. The transcript is spliced from 2 exons. NCBI's taxonomy places the organism in Eukaryota, Metazoa, Chordata, Aves, Passeriformes, Cisticolidae. Bases 1 to 1473 code for a protein of 490 amino acids.